This is a messenger RNA of Rhinichthys klamathensis goyatoka, 1317 nucleotides long. RefSeq lists its product as uncharacterized. NCBI's taxonomy places the organism in Eukaryota, Metazoa, Chordata, Actinopteri, Cypriniformes, Leuciscidae. The transcript has 7 exons. Gene Ontology annotation, molecular function: catalytic activity. The coding region runs from base 58 to 993 and encodes 311 amino acids. The record is from RefSeq and is a predicted model, not a curated record.
ACACAAUAAACUUUGCAAAACACAGAUUGAAAGUGCUUUCAGCAUUUUUCCGAAAUUAUGGCUUUAACUUUAGGGAGAAUGUCAGUUGAUAAUGGAUUUAGGAGGGUAAUCCACCACACGUGUUUCAACUCAGUGAAAAGACAAAGACUUUAUAGCACCGGUUUAAAAGAAGAGAGAAACAGCGGUAACUCAGGUACAGGUUGGACGGUGGUUUCUGAAAGGAGGGGUGCGGUGAUGGUCAUUGGGAUUAACCGUCCUGAAGCGCGUAAUGCAGUAAAUCAAGAGACUGCUCAGAGACUGACCGAGGAGCUGACAGCCUUUGACCAGGACAACAGCCUUAAUGUGGCAGUGCUUUAUGGAGUCGGAGGGAAUUUCUGUGCUGGAUUUGAUCUGAAGGAGUUGGCCCAGAGCUCUGGUUCCCUCAAACUGGAGCAAGAUGUCCGCCGUGGUCCUGGUCCCAUGGGUCCGUCUCGGAUGAGGCUCUCAAAACCCUUGAUCGCAGCAGUCAGUGGGUACGCUGUGGCUGGAGGUCUGGAGCUGGCCCUGCUGGCUGACCUGAGGGUGGUGGAGGAGAGCUCCAUCAUGGGCGUUUUCUGCCGCAGAUUUGGUGUUCCAUUGAUUGAUGGGGGUACUGUGAGAUUGCCACAGCUGAUUGGUCUUUCUCGAGCUCUAGAUCUCAUUCUCACAGGCCGACCGGUGAAGGCGCAAGAGGCUUUAACAUUUGGACUGGCAAACAGAGUGGUGCCCGAUGGCCAAGCUCUUCAAGUGGCUCUUGAACUUGCUGAACAGGUCAGCGCAUUUCCGCAGCUCUGUCUCCGUGCCGACCGUAACUCCGCCUACCACGCUGUCUUUGACUCCUCCUCCUUCACCCAAGCCAUGCAAUAUGAGUAUGACCAAGGUCUGCCAGUCAUUACAGCUGAAGCAGUCACUGGGGCAACAAAAUUCAGCUCAGGCGCUGGGAGAGGAGGGACUUUCUCUAAGAGUAAACUGUAAAUGGACAGCUGAUCGGAAAUGAGUCAGUGUGUGUAACUAAAUAAUACAGAUAUUACUGUUAAUUUUACAGCGAAUCACAUGUUAGAGUCUAUGAUAAACAGUUUAUUUGGUCCAGUCCAGGUCUGGGUUAAGAUAAAGCCUGCUAUUAAUAAUGGUUUGUUGUCCAUAACUUAACUGUGACAACUGAACCUUUGUCAAAUAUUUGUAAGUUUCUACAAUUUGUAAAUCAUAAGAAUGUGCAUUUGUAAAUUUACCUCAGAUCAAGUUCCUCUCAAUGUAUUUGUUAUUGCUAAUCAAAUGUAUGAAAGAUAAUACUGAAGAAAA